UCUUCAUCCUGUUGGAGAGUUGGUUGUGAUGAGUAGGGAGAUCUGAGAAGAGAGAGAGAGAGAGAGAGAGAGAGAGAGAGAAGAAUGGGGGCAACUCCUCACUCCAACGGGAACGGUUCAAUAUUGGAUCAGGAAAAUGGCACUCUAUCAUCCCCCGGCAGCGCCACCCAUGCCAUAUCAUCAUCGGUGGACUUCGGGACGAUAGAGGCGGUGGAGUACGUGCGCUCGCUGACGGACGUGGGGGCCAUGACGCGGCUGCUGCAUGAGUGCAUCGCCCACCAGAGGGCCCUUGACGUCCAGCUCGACGACCUCCUCUCCCAGCGCGGCGACCUCGACCGCCACCUCCUCCACCUCCAGCGCUCAUCUGAGGUUCUGGAUAUUGUCAAGUCUGAUUCAGACCACAUGCUCUCUAACGUCUCAUCCACUUGCGACCUCGCCGAUGACGUCAGCCGUAAGGUCCGGGAGCUCGACAUCGCACAGUCGCGAGUCCGCUCCACGCUCCUCCGUAUCGACGCCAUCGUAGAGAGGGCCAACUGCCUCGACGGUGUCCACCGCGCUCUCGAAAACGAGGACUAUGAGGCUGCUGCGAAGUACGUGCAGACGUUCCUCCAGAUCGACUCUCAGUACAAGGAUUCCGCCUCCGAUCAGAGGGAGCGCUUGAUGGGCGCCAAGAAGCAGCUCGAAGGGAUCGUCCGGAAGAAGCUCUCCGCCGCUGUGGACCAGCGUGACCACCCUUCCAUUCUGAGGUUCAUUCGGUUGUAUACGCCACUGGGUUUGGAGGAGGAGGGUUUGCAGGUUUACGUUGGGUACUUGAAGAAGGUGAUUGCGAUGCGUUCGAGGCUGGAAUUUGAGCAGUUGGUGGAGUUGAUGGAGCAGAAUAGUGCCGGUGGCAUCAAUGCUGGUAUGAAUCAGAGCCCUGUUAACUUCGUUGGGUGUUUGACUAAUUUGUUUAAGGACAUUGUGUUGGCAAUUGAAGAGAACAGUGAGAUCUUGAGUAGUCUGUGUGGAGAGGAUGGGAUUGUGUAUGCGAUCUGUGAGCUCCAGGAGGAGUGUGAUUCGAGGGGUUCUGUGAUCUUGAAAAAGUAUAUGGAGUAUAGGAAGUUGGCUAAGUUGUCCACUGAGAUCAAUGCUCAGAACAACAAUUUGCUAGCUGUUGGAGGAAGCCCUGAGGGACCGGACCCGCGAGAGGUUGAAUUGUACUUGGAAGAGAUCCUCUCGCUGAUGCAGUUGGGUGAGGAUUACACCGAGUUCAUGAUUUCCAAGAUCAAAGGACUUACUUCUGUUGAUCCUGAAUUGGUCCCGCGUGCAACCAAGGCUUUCAGGAGUGGUAGUUUCAGCAAAGUGGCUCAGGAUCUUACUGGGUUUUAUGUGAUUCUGGAGGGAUUCUUCAUGGUGGAAAAUGUCAGGAAGGCUAUCAGGAUCGAUGAACAUGUACCUGACAGCCUUACCACUUCUAUGGUAGACGAUGUGUUUUAUGUGUUGCAAAGUUGCUUAAGAAGGGCAAUAUCCACUGCUAAUAUCAGUUCUGUUGUGGCGGUUUUGAGUGGGGCCAGUAGUUUGUUGAGCAAUGAAUAUCAGGAAGCCUUGCAACAGAAAACAAGAGAGCCGAACCUUGGUGCAAAGUUGUUCUUUGGUGGUGUUGGUGUGCAGAAGACUGGGACAGAAAUUGCAACGUCUUUAAAUAAUAUGGAUGUUAGCAGUGAAUAUGUUUUGAAGCUCAAGCACGAAAUUGAGGAACAAUGUGCUGAGGUUUUUCCUGCGCCAGCUGACCGAGAAAAGGUGAAAUCUUGUUUGUCUGAGUUGGCAGAUAGCAGCAAUGCUUUCAAGCAAGCUCUGAAUGCCGGUAUUGAGCAACUUGUUGCAACCAUUACGCCACGAAUACGACCCGUAUUAGACAGUGUAGGAACAAUCAGCUAUGAGCUUUCGGAGGCGGAGUAUGCAGAUAAUGAGGUGAAUGACCCUUGGGUUCAAAGACUUCUCCAUGCUGUGGAGACAAAUGUGGCAUGGAUGCAGCCAUUGAUGACUGUUAACAAUUAUGACACUUUUGUUCAUUUGGUUAUCGACUUCAUUGUGAAAAGGCUUGAAGUCAUUAUGAUGCAGAAGAGAUUUAGUCAGCUUGGUGGCCUUCAGCUUGACAGAGAUGCUAGAGCUCUUGUAAGCCAUUUCAGCGUCAUGACACAGAGAACUGUUAGAGACAAGUUUGCCCGUCUUACACAAAUGGCAACCAUUCUAAAUUUAGAAAAGGUUUCUGAGAUCUUAGAUUUCUGGGGUGAGAACUCGGGACCUAUGACUUGGAGAUUAACUCCAGCAGAGGUUAGGCGUGUAUUGGGUCUACGGGUUGAUUUCAAGCCGGAAGCCAUAGCUGCUCUUAAGUUGUGAUACCAAUCUAUAUGGUCUCUGCACAUUCUUCUUUCCUUUAGUUAUUUUAUUAAAAGAAAAAUCUUCCAGAUAAGUAUUAUAUAUUCAUCCCUAUUGUUGUUAAUUUUUA
Messenger RNA from Arachis duranensis, 2488 nucleotides. RefSeq names its product conserved oligomeric Golgi complex subunit 4. The transcript is spliced from 2 exons. The record is from RefSeq and is a predicted model, not a curated record. The coding region runs from base 85 to 2379 and encodes 764 amino acids. NCBI's taxonomy places the organism in Eukaryota, Viridiplantae, Streptophyta, Magnoliopsida, Fabales, Fabaceae.